Camellia sinensis is the source of this 539-nucleotide messenger RNA. NCBI's taxonomy places the organism in Eukaryota, Viridiplantae, Streptophyta, Magnoliopsida, Ericales, Theaceae. The record is from RefSeq and is a predicted model, not a curated record.
UCCCCAAUCUCAAACCCAAAAAUCCUUAAUCUCUUCUUACCCCCCCCUCUCUCUCUCUCGAUCAAAGGCGAGCGGCGGAGGAGCAGUGUCGUCGGAGGAGGAGCAGCGUCAGAGCAGCAGCAGCGCCAGCCUCCUCUUCUGCCACCUCAGCAUCUCUUAUGUAUAAGGAAAGACGAUGGGAUCUCAAGGACCUUAUUGGAUCUGGUGGGAUGCCAUCUUCCCAUUCUGCAACUGUCACUGCUCUUGCUGCAGCUGUUGGUUUUUAUGAUGGAUUUGGAGGAUCACUGUUUGCAACUGCAUUAAUCUUCGCAUGUGUUGCGAUGUAUGAUGCAUUUGGUGUAAGAUUACAUGCUGGUCGCCAAGCAGAGGUUUUGAAUCAAAUUGUAUAUGAACUUCCUGUUGAACAUCCUCUGGCUGAGAGCAGACCACUACGUGAACUUCUUGGGCACACGCCUCAACAGGUUAUUGCUGGUGCAUUGUUGGGACUUGUCACAGCAAUAAUCGGUUACGUGAUCACUUGGUCUAGUAAGCAAGCUUGA